Messenger RNA from Hypoxylon fragiforme, 1723 nucleotides. RefSeq names its product ubiquitin-conjugating enzyme E2 35. The transcript is spliced from 4 exons. The record is from RefSeq and is a predicted model, not a curated record. NCBI's taxonomy places the organism in Eukaryota, Fungi, Ascomycota, Sordariomycetes, Xylariales, Hypoxylaceae. The coding region runs from base 690 to 1151 and encodes 153 amino acids.
AUUCAACAUUCAGGUUGCAGCUGCAAGGACAUAAGGAGUUUUAUCGGAUAGGUACAUACCUAGGUAUACUCACAUGCACAGGCUCUUAUCGUACAUGCUAUAGCACGUAACCUCUUAACCUACAUACAUAUAUGUAGUUUAUUAUUAAUCUUUAUCAAAGGCGCAACAUUAAACACCUGCAUUGCAUUAAACUUCUUUGCUCAGUCACCAAGCUAAGCAUACCAGAUCGUUUGAUAGGCGUUGCUGGAAGAAAAAAAAUAUUAUCCUCAUCCUACUACUGCUACCACUUCUACUACUACCAUUUUGUUUCAGGAGCUGCCGGUUCUAGCUUCGUGCUGUCUUGUCUUUCCUUACUAUUCUUUACUUCAGGUAUCUACUUACAAUACUACCCCACCAACGAUCUUAAACAGUUGAGACAGAGACACACCCAGACACGGAGAGACAGUAUAGAGAGACAGAACGAGCGAGGAACAGACACCCUAAGCUGGUCCACCUAGUCAACCUUGCAACCUUAUGUACCUUGCGACCGCUACCGCAACAGUUUCAACCUUGCCGACUUCAAUCUCCAUCUUUCCAUUCAACUUUUUUACAACGAGAAGCCAUCAGUAGAGUUUAUCGUACUCUCUUAUCCACAUCCACCACCAUUACCAUUCAAAACAACUAUUCUCUACCUCAUCAACGUAUUCAAGAUGGCAUUAUCGAAACGCAUCGUGAAGGAGACGGAACGUCUUAUGACUGAACCAGUGCCGGGUAUCAGCGCGGUUCCCCACGAAGACAACCUUAGAUAUUUCGACGUCGAGAUCCACGGCCCCUCAGGAUCGCCCUACGAAGGAGGGAUUUUCAAGCUCGAGUUAUUCCUCACGGAUGACUAUCCAAUGGUCCCGCCUAAGAUCCGAUUUCUCACCAAGAUCUACCACCCAAACGUCGAUAAGCUUGGUCGAAUCUGUCUAGAUGUGUUGAAGAACAACUGGUCCCCUGCUCUUCAAAUUAGGACCAUCCUUCUAUCGAUCCAGGCCCUCCUCGGCGCCCCGAACCCGGAUGACCCCCUAGCAGCCGACGUCGCGAAGAGCUGGAAGGAAGAUGAGAACAAAGCCAUCACGACAGCCAAAGAGUGGACUAGAACGUACGCUAUGCCGCCCCAGUCGAAUUAGAAGAGUAGGCUGCAAAGAAGUCGUGUUGCCCGUCUGCGUCUGAAGAAAUCGGUCAAGAAAUCAGUCAAGAAAUCAGUCAAGAAGAUUCGAGAGGUGAUAUAUGCCAUAUAUAUCCCGCAUGUCGUCUAGGAAUCGAGGUCGCGAUCGAAAUCCAAAUCCAAAUCCAAAUCCAAAUCCACAGAAGAGUUGGAUGGAAAAGGAUACCUCGCUCACUUCAUACGCACUCGCCAUCCGACCUCGACUCCCUUUCUAGACUAUCAGCGGAUUAUUUUGCGUCUCUUCUUUUAUUUCCCCUCUUUCUUCAAUCAUCGUAGGGACGACUUCCUCUUACCACUACUACCACUACUACCACUAUCACCACCACCCCAGCGGUUUGUACGUUCGUUGAUAACUACGACGGACGGCGGGAAGAACGUGAGGGGCAUGCAUGAUGCAUUGAGAAAUAGCGAAACAGAAUAAGAAGAAAAUACUUGAAAUUUCCCGUCCGUCUGCUCGCCCGUCUGUCCUGUCCUGUGCUAUCUAUCUCGGGAUAUUCACAAUCGUGAUAUAGGAUAAGACACCAAGGUAGGUGC